Messenger RNA from Oryzias latipes (Japanese medaka), 3903 nucleotides. RefSeq names its product ADAM metallopeptidase domain 15 (gene adam15). Lineage: Eukaryota; Metazoa; Chordata; Actinopteri; Beloniformes; Adrianichthyidae. The record is from RefSeq and is a predicted model, not a curated record. Gene Ontology annotation, molecular function: integrin binding; metalloendopeptidase activity. Gene Ontology annotation, biological process: innate immune response; integrin-mediated signaling pathway; proteolysis.
UUCCCAGGCUUUUAUUUUGGUAGCUAACCGGAAUCACGGGGAAAUCGUCUUCGGUUAGCCUCGGCCACUUUCGGUCGGUAAGAUGACGUCAUCCUGAAGUCCUAUAAAUGCGGGUGUUCCCCUCACGGCUUACUUUCAGCGCCCCAAGACUGGACUAACGGGGUCCGGCAGUGUCCAGACAGGACCAGCGCAGAACCACACCGGUCCUCCGGGUUCUGACCGGUGUUUCCCGGCACGAGCUUCCCGCCGCAUUUCUAGAACCGAUUAGCGGUCAGUGAGUCCAGCUCCCGUCCGGCUUGGCAGCGGUCCCGACUCGCGAUUUUGCUUGAAGGCAGUUUGUCCGGUGAGGGAGGCGCUAUGGAGUUCCGGUGGAGGCUGCCCCGGUGUUCCCUCACGGCGAGGUAACGGGAGCCGGAAGGGACCGCCUCACACGCACGCGCGCGUGCGGCAGCUACCUGUUGCCGGUGGUCGGUGGCGCAGAGAAGAUGAGGAGCUCCGCCGGGCUGCCGCCGCUGCUGCUGCCGCUGCUGCUGCUCAGCGGCCGUGCUGCCUUCACGGCCUGUCGGUCCCUGAAUGCAGCGCAGGACCGGCGCGUGUCCGCUCCGGACGGUACCGACGGUCUCACCACUGCGGCGGCAGGCGCGGACAGACGGCGGCGCCCCCUGCUGGCGAAGACCCGCCCCUUCAUCCUGGUGGACGGACGGAGACGCAGCCUGGCUCAGGCUCUGCAGGACGGCCACCCCGACAUGCUGCAGGGGGCGCUAGAGGUCGGAGGUCGCGUCCUCCUGCUGGACCUGCAGAAGAACCAUCGCCUGCUCCCCAAACCCCCCAACGUCUUCCUCUACCUCCCCAACGGCACCGGGGUGUCGGUGCCCGCUGACCCCGUGACUCACUGCUAUUACCACGGCAACGUGCGAGGUUUCCCGCAGUCCAGGGUUGCUGUGAGCACCUGUUCCGGUCUACGGGGAGUCAUCGCUCUGAACUCCUCCCUGAGCUUUGAGGUGGAGCCUCAGGACCUCCGCCUGCAGGGGGACAAAGGAAAGGAGGAGGGAAGCGGAAGUGGUGCAGGAGGCGAUGAAGGGGAGGUCCACCUGCUUUUCUCCACCGACCUCCUGGAGACCUCCAGCUCCAGAGUUUGUGGCGUAUCUCACACUGCUGGCCCCCCCAUCCACACCCCCCCACACACACGGCGGACGAAGAGGGACAUCCUGACUGAGACCAAGUACAUUGAACUGGUGCUGGUGGCCGAUCAUCAGGAGUUCCUGAAUUACCAGAAGAACAACAAAACCAUCAUCUACCGCAUGCUGGACGUGGCCAACCAGGUGGACUGGUUCUACCGUCCUCUGAAUGUGCGGGUGGCGCUGACCGGCCUGGAGAUCUGGAGUGACCGGGAUAAGAUCCGGGUGGAGAAGAGCGCCACGGACACGCUCAACAACUUCCUGGAUUGGAGAACGCGAGACCUGCUGCCGCGCCUUCGCCAUGACAACGCCCAGCUGGUCAUGGGGGAGUCCUUUGACGGGACCACGGUGGGGAUGGCGUCCCAGUCCUCCAUGUGCUCCAGAGACCGCUCCGGAGGCGUCAACGUGGACCACCUGGUCAGCGUUCUGGGCGUGGCCUCAACAAUCGCCCAUGAGCUCGGUCAUAAUCUGGGAAUGAGACACGACACCGCUGAGCGGCGCUGCUCCUGUCAGAAUGAGCCGCGCCUGGGGGGCUGCAUCAUGGAACCGUCUACCGGGUUCCUGCCCGGUCAGCAGUUCAGCAGCUGCAGCAUCACAGACCUGACCCUCAGUCUGCAGCACGGCGGCGGCAUGUGUCUGUUCAACGUCCCGCAGCCGGACCAGCUGCUGGGAGGACCUCGCUGUGGAAACCUGUACGUGGAGAAAGGGGAGGAGUGUGACUGCGGCCUGCUGCAGGAGUGUGAGGACCCCUGCUGCAACGCCUCCACCUGUCAGCUGGUUCCUGGAGCUCAGUGCUCCUCUGAUGGUAUCUGCUGCCAGAACUGUAAGCUGCGACCGGCCGGAUCGAUGUGUCGCGGGCCGCUCGGAGACUGCGACCUGCCCGAGUUUUGCACAGGCUCCUCCCCCCACUGUCCCCCCAACGUCUUCCUCCAGAACGGCGAAGUCUGCGAGAACAGCACCUCCUACUGCUACGAAGGAGUCUGCGCCAACAUGGACACGCAGUGCCAGAUGCUGUGGGGGCCCAAUGCCACCAGUGCUCCAGCUGUUUGUUUCUCAUCUGUGAACAAACAGGGGAACAAAUAUGGAAACUGUGGUCAGCUGGCCAACGGCUCCUACAUCCCCUGUGGAAACGCAGACGUUCACUGCGGCAGAAUCCAGUGUCAGGGCGGCAGGGAGCGCCCCCUGCUGGGCAGCAACGCGCAGAUCCUCACCACUACCGUGCGCUUCAACGACAGCGACCUGACCUGCAGAGGGACCUUCUUCCACCUGGGUGACGACGUGUCCGACCCCGCCACUGUGGCCCAGGGCACAGCCUGCGGGCCCGGAAAGGCUUGCUUAAACCAUAAGUGUCGUGAGGUGUCCAUGUUUGGCGUGGACGAAUGUCGCAGGAAGUGUAACGGUCACGGGGUGUGCAACAGUAAUAAAAACUGUCACUGCGAUGUGGGCUGGGCCCCUCCUGACUGCAGGUACUCGGGUCAUGGCGGCAGCGUGGACAGCGGUCCCGCCAGAGCUGCUGGAGGGUCGGAUCCAGUCCGAGUCGCCCUGCUGGUCAUCUUUUUCUUCAUCCUCCCUGUGGUCCUCCUCUUCCUCGCUCUUCGCUAUCCCCGUUUCCGCCGGGCGCUCUGCUGUCUGGGACCAAGCAGCCCCUUCCACAAGGCUCGGCAGCACAACCGAACUCCGGUAACAGAGCGAACCGAUGGCAGGAAUGGAGAGCAGGUCCGACCGCUCAGAUACCACCUGAACCCGCCGCCUGACAUACCUCUGACUCCGCCCCAAAAAGAGGCCAAUGACAGACCGGCCCCUCCUAAUAAGCCCCUCCCUCCUGACCCCGCUCUAACCCCUCCAUCAAAGUCGGUUAAACCGCGACCGGCCCCCCCCAGCAAGCCUCUGCCCCCUGACCCCCCCUCCCCCAGCCACCAGGGGCGGGCAAGUCGACCGGCUCCGCCCAGCAAGCCGCUCCCCCCUGACCCAGUUUCAGCUGAACAGGUCUCUGUUCCUCUCAAACCUGUUGUGCCCCCAAAGCCCCGCCUUCCAGCCCCACCCACCAACCCCCAGCUGCCGGCCCACCCGGGCCUCCCGCCCCACCUGGGGUACGCUUCCCAUGGAGCUGUGGCCCCGGCCCCGGGGCCCAGCAGACGACCUCCUCUUCGUCCAAGUCGACCCCCGGCCCCUCCCAAAGCCGAGUCCCCCGUCUGACGGUGAGUGUGGACCCUUUUGGGGACUGGACGCCAUGGAGACAAAGAGGAAGAGGAGGAUUUUCUAUGUUUUGCAGUCAGUUGUUGGAUUGAAUCCUUCAUCAAGUCAGACUGUAAAUAAACAGACUGUCAGUGCCUUGCUCAGCAGCUCCUGCGCAGAGACUGCACACAUUGCUGCUUCCAGGGGCUCCAGUGCGCCCCCUGCUGACAGCCUAGUGCCUUUUUCAAGGACGCCUGAACAAAAUCAAACUUGCCUACAGACGAAGCUCGGGUUCCUGUUCGGGCUGUGGCGCCCCCGAUGGCGGCAGGAGAGAGAGUCCUGUGGGAGCAUCUGUCAGGCAAACGCAGCGUCAUCGUCCUCACAGAGCAGAGGUUUGUGGGAAGGCUUCAGCCAACCAAAAGACUUCCUGAAGGUGGGAAUGUGAUCAGAAUCCCGUCACAUUUAGCACCGCAGUCAAAAAUGUGGUGGAGAGGAAGUCGAGACGUUUGGAGGAACGAGUCCAAAUAAAGCCGAUCUUUCAACGUUAAAA